Molecule: messenger RNA, 4015 nt
Organism: Megachile rotundata (alfalfa leafcutting bee)
Lineage: Eukaryota; Metazoa; Arthropoda; Insecta; Hymenoptera; Megachilidae
Source: RefSeq, a predicted model, not a curated record
AACUGGCUAUCGCAUCUCAUUCACACCGAAAAUCUUAAGACUAGACUAAAUAUAAUAAAUUAGACAGGGACGUGGCGGCCGCUAAAUCGACGCCACAGAUAUAAAGAAUAGUAUAUUAACUAACAGAUUACAUCGGAUAUUAUUUUCGUUAACACGUGCUCACUUGAACGAGGUUACGAGGACAAUGGAAAUGAUAAUCGUUACAUAUAUCUAAAAAAAACACAAACAAGGUGUCGCCGCUGGACACAGGUAACCAGCGCGGCCUGUAUACAAAAAUUCAAAUCGAAUUCGCGCAAACACUUAACACUUUUUUUCUCCCAAGUCCCUUAAGGACCAGCCAAUCCUCAUUAAAUUAUCGCCUGCCCGGUUCCUAUCUCGCGUAGCUUCUCUAUAUAAUUCGUAUAAAAUAUAUUUGUGGUCACCACCAGUGACUUCUUCUUCUACCCUCCAGUUUUUAAUAUACCUAAACAUACUACCGGAAACUAAAGUUAUAUCAAUAUUUGAGGUCCCUCUCCCCCCUCAAAGGUUGGUCGCCCCUUUUUAUUUAUACAGAUUCUCACCGGUCAAACGGUAUAAACAAGAUAACGCGUGGUCCAAACGUCGAAAACAAGAUAAGCCGAAAACGGUAACGCCAUCAGGAGAUAAGCAAGAGUAUAAAAGAAGAAGCAGGCCGGCGCGCGCGACAUUAACCAUCGGACAUUAAUCAUCAGGCAAUAAUAAUAUACACUCAAGAUAGUCGGAGCUAAGGUUUCGGGUCGGAUUGCGAGAACAUUCGAUUGUAACAAAUUGCGCACAUUGUAAAGUGUUGUAGUGAUUAAGGAGUAAAAUAAAUAUUUUGUUUUUUUAAAACACGAACUGAUCUCUUUCCCGCGUAACAUAAAAUUGGUGGCAGCGGUGGGAUCUGCUGAGAUCGUUGCGGAGUCGACGUAGCUGCGGAGACAGCCAGUAGAUCCUGAACCUACAACGGGAAGGAAGAAGAAGAAAAGGAAAAGAGAAAGAGCUCCUCAAGAAAUAUAAACAACAAAGAAGCAUCAAGGAAGGCAGAUCAAGAGACAGAAGAGGAAAAUCAAGAAGCUGCACGAGAACAAGACGAAAAUGAAUCGAUUAUUGAAGCUACUGAUUCUGAGCACAUUGAUACACGAAGCACCGACGAAACCGAUUGAUCGAGAAGAAAUAAUUAUAACGCCAAUAGACACAAAGAAAUCAAUUUACUUGGAACAUAUAAAAGAAGCUCAGUUAUAUCACGAUACAUGGAAAGUCACUGUUGGAAUUGAAUAUAGACACUUACAAGACGAAAUAAGAUUAUUAGUAUUACACACGAAUCAGUUAGCUAAACGAUGCAACGAAAUUAACCCAUGUUUAAGCAAACAAAGAAUACUCCUUCAACAAGAACGCAACAAGCGAUUGAAUCAAGAGCUAACAUCUUUAAGGAAAUUCAUGGGACAUAUACAGAGAAGAGGACUACUUAAUGCUGUGGGAGAAGGAAUGAAAAUACUAUUUGGAACAAUGACAGCUUCAGAUGCAGAGUAUUACAACAACGAACUGGACAAAUUGAGAGAAGAUAAUAUCAAGAUAGCCCACUUGGUAAGAAAUCAAACAACGAUAUUACUCCACAAGAUACAAGAUAACCUGGGAACUUACAAAUAUGUUCAGCAGCAAACAGACAAGCUGAAUAUCAAUUUUGAAUUAUUACAAAACGCCACAAAGGAAGAGAUAUUCAAUUUAGAAAUAGAUGAAACAUUAGCCGAUUACAUAUUUCUUUAUCACGACGUUUCAACAACAAUGCAAAAGCUUCAAGAAGCAAUCGUCGACGGCAAACACGGCAUAGUACAUCCAACAAUAUUACCUCCCUCAGAAUUGUUUGAAGCUAUAAGAAACACAACGAAAUCCGAAAAAUUUCCUGUACCAUUAAGGAAAGAAUACUACCGAAUGUUACUAGAUACGAGCGAAAUAUCAAUAACGCUAACAAACGAAAAAUUAAUUUACAAUCUUCGAAUUCCAAUAUUAGAAGAAGAUAUCUACACAUUAUACAGACCAAUUGCAUUACCAAUUUACUCAUACAUUCAAGGAUAUUCCGUAUACAAUGUAGAAUUCGAAUAUCUACUUUUGAACAAGCCACAAACGGAAUUCAUACCUAUUGACGAAGAGGAAAAAACACAAUUUAAAAGUGUGGGAAAUCAAUAUGUAAUCCAAAGGAAACAUCCAAAUUAUUUGACAUCGUCUUCAAACGCUUGUUUAAUAGAAUUACUUCUGAAGAAAAGCCAACAAUGUUCGCAAAAAUAUAUAAAAUUGCAAGGAACGUUAUUCAUUCAACUGUCAACAAACCAAGACUGGAUAGCCAUUACCCCUAAGAAGGAACAAAUACAUAUUAUUUGUGAGAAUAAAGAACUGCAUAUAAUAACAAUACAAGACAGAAACAUAGUACAUCUACCGCAAGGAUGCGCCGGAACAACCGAAGAAGCAAUUAUAAAAGCCGGAGGAGAAAAGGGAAACACCACAUUAAAUAUACCUGUCGAAACCACAGAACAUUUAGACCAUUGGAAGCAAAUACUAAUGGACAGACAAAUCGAUAUACAAGAUCUUAAUAUAACGUAUCUAAAGAAAACACAAAUUACAGCUCAAGACCUUCAAUUGAUAGGAACAACGAUAGACGAAAUAAAUCAACAGAUUGAAAUAUUAUCGCUAAAAAGGAGAACCAUGACUACAAUGGAGCGAUUCAAAUAUUAUAUUACCAUACUAGGAUAUGCUAGUUUAGCUGGAGCCACAUUAUAUAUUCUGCAUAAAAUAAAUUGCCUACAACCUAUAUGGAAGCUAAUGAAGAAAAUAUUAACGCCGUGUAUCACAAUUUACGAUCAUUGUUCAUUUGGAACAUAUGCACAGACAAUCGAUAGAACACCUGCGAGACCAAUCAGAAUGACGGAUCUAAUGCACCAGGAAGAAGAACCACCCCAAUACCAAGAACGAGAACCGUCAACAAGAUCAAGACUUUCCAGAAAAACGUUCUACAGACUGCCUACCAACGAGGUACAUUGAAACUAAGAAUGCGAUUCUUAUUUACAAUUUUUCUCUAGAUUUUUCUAUCUAUUAAGAACUAGAUCAUUAAGUAUUCAGAAAUAUAUUGUAACAUGUUUGUAGAAUGGAAAAAUAACCCCAAUUUAGUAAAUAAGUUAGAGAGCGUAUUAGAGUUGUCAGUAGAAUUUGAACAGGAUUUAAUAGAUUCAGGAAGGAAUGUAAUAUUCGAAUAGAUUAGAAUAUUCUCGAAAUAUAAAUUAAAAUGCGAGGACGCAUUUUCUUUCACCCCGGGAGGAAUCUCACCGGCCAAACGGUAUAAACAAGAUAACGCGUGGUCCAAACGUCGAAAACAAGAUAAGCCGAAAACGGUAACGCCAUCAGGAGAUAAGCAAGAGUAUAAAAGAAGAAGCAGGCCGGCGCGCGCGACAUUAACCAUCGGACAUUAAUCAUCAGGCAAUAAUAAUAUACACUCAAGAUAGUCGGAGCUAAGGUUUCGGGUCGGAUUGCGAGAACAUUCGAUUGUAACAAAUUGCGCACAUUGUAAAGUGUUGUAGUGAUUAAGGAGUAAAAUAAAUAUUUUGUUUUUUUAAAACACGAACUGAUCUCUUUCCCGCGUAACAAGAUAAAUCCGUAAUCAUCUAGCCAUGUCUCUAAAUACUUUCCUCUCGGUUCUAUACCCCUUUUUCUGGAUUUACCCGAUCUAAUGGAAUGGGCAUUCAUAUCGCCCGCAAUAAUAAUCUUACUAUGUCCUGUUCCCCUUUUAAGCUUGUCUGCCUCGGUUGACAGCUCUUCCCAAUUCGUGAUGAAUUCGUUCAUUUGUCUAUUUGGCGAAAUAUACACCGAAAAAAUCAUUAUAUCCCCAUACGAACAGGGUACAUAGCAUCUUCCUUGUGAGGUCAUUUUCAAACUCUUACCUAGAUUAGCCCCCACAAUCGCGGCGCCUCCAUCCUUACUCAAGUAAGUGGUGCAAUUGCCCAUCGAUCUUGGCGGUUCACUAAUUAUA